Monodelphis domestica (gray short-tailed opossum) is the source of this 1488-nucleotide messenger RNA. Its product is annotated as sulfotransferase 1C4-like. NCBI's taxonomy places the organism in Eukaryota, Metazoa, Chordata, Mammalia, Didelphimorphia, Didelphidae. The record is from RefSeq and is a predicted model, not a curated record. Gene Ontology annotation, molecular function: sulfotransferase activity.
AGUAAAUUGGGCUCGAAAUAUAGGGUCAGAAAACGAAACUCACCACAUAAGCAUUCCAGAGAUUUAACAGUCAUGUGGCUUAUGUAACUCAAAGCCGAUUGGAUAAAAGUCUUUUGUUUGUUUUCUUCCUUAUUUAGGACUGAAAGCUAAGUUCCAACAGUGACAGUUAGCUCAGCUUUAAAAUCUUUCUGUGUUAAUCUAUAAUAUCUAUCUGUUAAUCUACAGGGUAUGUGAUUCUUUGCAAAUAAGGAAGCCACUCUCUUUUUGUAAGAAGCAGCCUUUUGAAUUCUGACCAUAAUGGCCUUAACACAGAUGAAGCAUUUGAACUUGAACCUCAAGAAGAACGAAAGAAUUGGAGUUGACUACAUAAAGGGGAUUCUUCAACCUACACCCACUUGUGAUAUCUGGGAUGAAAUCUGGAACUUUCAAGCCAAGCCAGAUGAUCUCCUUAUUUCAACCUAUCCCAAAGCAGGAACAACAUGGAUCCAGGAGAUAGUAGACAUGAUACAAAAUGAUGGUAAUAUUGAGAAAUGUAAACGAGCCCCUACUCACCUUCGGUUUGCUUUCAUUGAAUUGAAAAUUCCAUCACUAUCAUCUGGUGUGGAUAAAGCUAAUGCAAUGCCAUCACCACGCAAACUGAAAACUCAUCUUCCCAUACAGCUACUGCCACCAUCCUUCUUGGAGAAGGGCUGCAAGAUAAUCUAUGUGGCAAGAAAUGCGAAGGACAGCUUGGUGUCCUACUACCAUUUCCAAAAGAUGAACGCAGCACUUCCUGAUCCAGGAACCUGGGAGGAGUAUUUUGAAGAUUUCCUGGAUGGAAAAGUGUGCUGGGGUUCCUGGUAUGACCAUGUGAAAGGAUGGUGGGAAGCAAAAGACAAAUAUCCCAUUCUCUACCUCUUUUACGAGGACAUGAAGGAGAACCCAAAGCAUGAGAUUCAAAAGAUAAUGGAAUUCAUGGGGAAGAACCUAGAUGAAGAUGCUUUAGAUAAAAUCAUCUAUCAUACCUCUUUUGAUAUAAUGAAAAAGAAUCCAAUGGCAAACUAUACAACAGUUCCUACUGAAAUUAUGGACCACUCUGUUUCCCCAUUCAUGAGAAAAGGCACUGUUGGAGACUGGAAAAAUUAUUUCACAGUAGCUCAGAAUGAGAGAUUUAAUGAAAUCUAUAAGGAGAAGAUGGCUGAUACUACACUCUCUUUCUUCAUGGAUGACUAAGAAGGAAAAUCCGGGAUUGAGACAGAAUGAGGAAGAAUUCUGAACUCACCCAAAACUCUGAAGCUAAAGAGAUUUGUCACUAACCACAUAAAAUUCUCACAAUGAUGGCUAAAAAUAAGAAACAUUUUAGGCUCACUUUUUGGAGGUCAUUUUAGAUUUUUCUCCACUGGCUCCUUUUAUCUCAGGAAGUAUCCUAUUGUUUCAUGCCACUCUCCAUAGAUAUUUAGUAUAAUUGCAUUUCCAUGUUGAUACUCACAAUAAAAUGAAUUUAGUAUA